Molecule: messenger RNA, 1158 nt
Organism: Rana temporaria (common frog)
Lineage: Eukaryota; Metazoa; Chordata; Amphibia; Anura; Ranidae
Gene: EIF3G
Product: eukaryotic translation initiation factor 3 subunit G
Exons: 10
Coding region: 90-1055 (321 amino acids)
Cellular component (GO): cytoplasm; eukaryotic translation initiation factor 3 complex
Molecular function (GO): RNA binding; translation initiation factor activity
Source: RefSeq, a predicted model, not a curated record
CUCUCCUCCCCGGCUCUCCUUCCUGUGUGCUGUGUCUUGCUGUGAGUUUCUCUUCAGCUUCCGGCGGCGCCAUCACCACAGCCUGGAACAUGCCGACCGGAGACUACGAUUCCAAGCCCAGCUGGGCUGACCAGGUGGAAGAAGAGGGAGAAGAUGUGGAGCCCUUAAGUCCAGCAAUAAGCCAACCUAUAAGUAAAGCUAAAGCUCCAGUUGUUGUGAAGGAGCCUCUCGGUGACAUUGUCCUAGACACCCCGCGUGAGGUUAUCAAUGGAAAUCUAAAGAUUGUCACAGAAUACAAGCUGGAUGAAAAUGACAAGAAAAUUAAGAUUGUGCGAACAUUCAAGGUUGAAACCCUCAAAGCUUCAAAAGUUGUGGCUAGGAGAAAGAACUUGAAAAAGUUUGGAAAUUCAGAAUUUGACCCACCCGGACCAAAUGUGGCCACCACAACAGUCAGCGACGAUGUACUGAUGACAUUUAUCACAAACAAGGAGGAUCUGAAUAACGAGGCGGAGGAAGACCCCAUGAACAAGCUGAAGGGUCAGAAGAUCGUGUCUUGUAGAAUUUGUAAGGGAGACCAUUGGACCACGAGGUGUCCAUACAAAGACACUCUGGGUCCCAUGCAGAAGGAGCUGGCUGAGCAGCUGGGUCUGUCCACAGCGGACAAGGAGAAAGUGCCCGGGACCGGAGAACCGGAACCAGCUCAGGCUCCCGUUAGCAAAACAGGAAAAUACGUUCCUCCCAGUCUGAGAGAUGGAGCGACCCGAAGGGGAGAGUCCAUGCAACCUAACCGUAGAGCCGAUGACAACGCUACCAUCCGUGUCACCAACUUAUCUGAAGAUACCCGGGAAACUGACUUGCAAGAGCUCUUCAGACCAUUUGGAUCCAUCUCUAGAAUCUACCUGGCUAAAGACAAGACUACUGGGCAAUCCAAGGGAUUUGCCUUCAUCAGCUUCCACCGCAGAGAAGAUGCCGCUCGGGCCAUCGCUGGCGUUUCUGGCUUUGGUUAUGAUCACCUUAUUCUCAAUGUGGAAUGGGCCAAACCCUCAACCACCUGAGCCGAGCGGGGCAUCGUAUGAUCAGAAGAUGGAAACUAUUUCUUAUGUCUGCUUGUUGCUAAUAAAAUAUUUGCACAUUAAAGACUAGAUUUAUUUAGACAAA